Messenger RNA from Dermacentor silvarum, 581 nucleotides. RefSeq lists its product as uncharacterized. The transcript is spliced from 2 exons. The record is from RefSeq and is a predicted model, not a curated record. The coding region runs from base 98 to 490 and encodes 130 amino acids. NCBI's taxonomy places the organism in Eukaryota, Metazoa, Arthropoda, Arachnida, Ixodida, Ixodidae.
UGGCUCAACGGCUACAUCGUCGAAUGAAGGUUCACACAAAAGCAACAGCGGGGCCGACGAGUGCGUACAAAAUGCACUGACUGCCCACGUCGAGGCGAUGGAGAAGAUCACGUCUUUGAACCGAGGGGGCUCACAGUCAUCUGAAAGUGACGUCGCCGCAGUGGCGCCAGAUAAUCCCGCGAAACCAGCCGCUGUAGUUCCGGGUGACGCAAGGAAGCCAAGCCUAGCUACCGCAGAACGGGUUGCAGAAAAUCCGCUGCAGGCGACUGGCGAAGAUGGAAUGAAGACUGCCAACGCGGGCGCCGCCAAGCCUGCCACCAACAAGCAGAGUCGUACCGUCCCGGGAUUGCCUGUGCGCUCGAUGGUCCUCGUCGGGAUCCUUGUGGUCGUCAUCGUUGCUGCCUUUGUCUACGCAAUUAUAUUCCGUGCUGGCAGAGUGCUGCCUCGAAAAGCGAAGAGAUCGGCAAUCUUGGCGAAUGACACCCAAUAGUGUUUUGAUCUAAAUCGCUGCAGCCGCUGACUCAGUGUCUCGCCAUUGAGCAGCAUACCAAGUUGGAUGUCUGUGACCAUUUCUGUCGUGA